This is a messenger RNA of Saprolegnia diclina VS20, 324 nucleotides long. RefSeq names its product DNA-directed RNA polymerase I, II, and III subunit RPABC4. The transcript has a single exon. The record is from RefSeq and is a predicted model, not a curated record. Bases 27 to 242 code for a protein of 71 amino acids. NCBI's taxonomy places the organism in Eukaryota, Oomycota, Saprolegniomycetes, Saprolegniales, Saprolegniaceae. Gene Ontology annotation, molecular function: zinc ion binding; DNA-directed RNA polymerase activity; DNA binding. Gene Ontology annotation, biological process: DNA-templated transcription. Gene Ontology annotation, cellular component: RNA polymerase II, core complex; RNA polymerase III complex; RNA polymerase I complex.
UGUCGAAAAACCCAGCAACCAGAAGGAUGGAUGGCAUGACCCCAGCUCCGACGCCCGGCCUUGGCGGCGGCCAGGACAUCUCUGGCGCGCAGGUCAAGGACCCCGAGAUCAAGUACAUCUGCGGUGACUGCGGCAUCGUCAACUACCUCGCAGCCCGCGACCCGAUCCGCUGCCGCGCCUGCGGCUACCGCAUCAUGUACAAGGCCCGCACCAAGCGCCUGAUCCAGUUCGAGGCCCGGUAAACGCGCCUCCUGUUACAUAUAAGAAAAGACUAAGUCGACUUCCGUAAGACGAAUUCAUAUCACCAUCAUCCUAUGCAAGCCA